GUGCUGACACAGAAAAUGAUGCAUGCACUUGGCUACAUUGGAGAAUCCUGCGAUGAUGCUUAUACAGUCGACUUACUAACUGCCAUGAAGUGGUGCGAGUCUGCGUGGGAUAAUGUGUCAGCUUCUACGAUUCAGAAGUGCUGGUUGCACUCCGCGCUCAUUAGUAAAAGCAGUGUGUCAUUUAUUCUUAACUAA
Messenger RNA from Phytophthora sojae, 195 nucleotides. RefSeq lists its product as hypothetical. The annotation marks the transcript as partial. Lineage: Eukaryota; Oomycota; Peronosporomycetes; Peronosporales; Peronosporaceae. The transcript has a single exon. The record is from RefSeq and is a predicted model, not a curated record.